Messenger RNA from Pteropus alecto (black flying fox), 2208 nucleotides. RefSeq names its product EGF-like and EMI domain-containing protein 1. Bases 1 to 2208 code for a protein of 735 amino acids. Gene Ontology annotation, molecular function: calcium ion binding. The transcript has 19 exons. The record is from RefSeq and is a predicted model, not a curated record. Lineage: Eukaryota; Metazoa; Chordata; Mammalia; Chiroptera; Pteropodidae.
AUGGGUAACUUACAUGCUCACCAUGAUUCCAGUGUGCUGCCAGAUGUCGAUGAAUGUACGGUGGUGAAUGGAGGCUGCCAGCAGAGCUGUAUUAACACUCUGGGCACCUUCCACUGUGAAUGUGAUACUGGAUACAGACUCCAUGCUGAUGAACGCACCUGCAUAAAGAUGGACCCCUGCACAGGUGGGAAUGGAUAUGCCCACAUCUGUCAGAGUGAGAACGAAGUGGCCAGGUGUGCCUGUCACCCAGGCUACCAGCUGUCUGAAGACAAAAAGGCCUGUGAAGACAUAAACGAGUGUGUGGAAGGGCUUGCUCACUGUGGCCAUCGUUGUGAAAACACAGUUGGAUCUUUCACUUGUGCCUGUCACCCUGGCUUUGAGCUGGGAGCUGAUGGAAAACAGUGUUACAGGAUUGAAUUGGAAAUUGUCAAUAGCUGUGAAAAGAACAAUGGUGGUUGUUCCCAUCAGUGUGAACAUGCACUUGGUGGGCCCUGUUGUUCCUGUAACCAUGGACACCAGCUUGAUUCAGAUGAGAAAACAUGCAUAGAUCUUGUUGAAUGUGAGAGUGAAGAAGCUUGCUGUACCCAGCUCUGCAUCAACUAUUUCGGAGGCUAUGAAUGCAGUUGUCGGGAAGGCUUUCAGAUCAGUUCUGAUGAUUGCGGAUGUGAUGCUAAGGAUGAUGAGCUAGAGGAAGAAGAAGAGGAAUUAGAAGUCGUGAGAUUUGCAGGCCUUCUGUUCAAGAGCACAUCUCAACUGCUUCAUUAUGUUGCUGCCUUUCUGCCUCCCACCCACCAAGAUGAAGAAGAUGAGGAGGAAGACGAAAAAGAUACACAAGAACUGACUGCUUUGCAAAAAGUUGUCUGUUUAGAUCACACCUUUGGACAUGAUUGCAGUUUGAGUUGUGUGGACUGCAUGAAUGGAGGCAGGUGCCAGGAAGGAAGGAGGGGGUGCUCCUGCCCAGCUGGUUGGGGUGGCAUUCUUUGUAAUGAAAAUGGUGGAAUCAUCUGUGAUUGUCAGAAUGGAGGCACCUGUGAUCCUCUGACUGGGCAGUGCCAGCGUCCCCUGGGGGUGCAUGGGAAAACCUGUGAACACGGAUGCCCAAAAGGAUUCUUUGGGAACUGCAAAAGGAAAUGUAACUGUGCCAAUUGUAACAGUGGCCAUUGCCACAGGGUGUAUGGCACCUGUGUGUGUGAACCAGGGUGCUAUGGGAGGUUUUGUCAUCUGAACUGUCCCAAGGGGGCCUACGGGGCUGGCUGCUCUUCAGAAUGUCAGUGUGUGGAGGAGAACACCCUGGAAUGCAACGCCAAAAAUGGCAGUUGCACCUGCAAAUCUGGUUACCAAGGCAACAGAUGCCAGAAAGCAGCUACUGAAUAUACUAUAUUGGAAAAUGCUUCUGAGAUUCCCACUGUGAAGGAAAAUGAGUUGAAACUUGCCCCGAUGGCCUCUGAGGACAAGAGUGCCAGUUCUCCUGUGGCCCCUGUGAGAAUGGAGGUCAAUGCAACAAAAAAACUGGAAACUGUGACUGUCCUUCUGGUUACACAGGAAAAGCCUGUACCACAUGUUGUCAGGGACACUGCAGCUGUAGAUGGCCUCGGAGGUUAUAACUGUCACAGUGGAGACACUGUGAUCUUAGGAUUGCUCAAUUUUGUCCACCAGGCACAUAUGGGAAGGACUGUAAACAGCUAUGUCAAUGUUCAGCUGAGAAUGAGGACUGUCACCCAGUCACAGGGAGAUGUACCUGUCUGCCUGGCUGCCAUGGAAACUGCUGUCAUCUCCAUAAAAGGGAAAGAAGAAAGUGUCAUCUUGUCUAGUUUAGUCUCUUUCAGAGCUGUGCUUCCAAGUGAAAAGAUUUUCCAAGAGAAAGGACCUAAGGCAAAUAUCAAAUAUUUUGAUGCAGGUCAAGCAGAAUGCCCAAAAGGCACUUAUGGCCCAUAUUGCCAAAAGACUUGUAAGUGCCUAAAUGGCGGCAACCGUGACACCAUGAUUGGCACCUGUGACUGCCUUCCCGGUUUCAUUGGGGCCGACUGCAGUCAAACUUGUCCUGAAGGUCACUAUGGGCAGAACUGUGUCCAGCACUGUUCCUGUGGCUCAGGACAGUGUGACCCAAUAACUGGAAGGUGCCAGUGUUCACCUGGUCAGAUGGGAGCCAGGUGUCAGCAAGAUUCACCAGUUUCAUCAACGCAUUUCAACAUUCAGGUUGAAAGAUGA